Molecule: messenger RNA, 1395 nt
Organism: Caenorhabditis remanei
Lineage: Eukaryota; Metazoa; Nematoda; Chromadorea; Rhabditida; Rhabditidae
Exons: 5
Coding region: 1-1395 (464 amino acids)
Molecular function (GO): zinc ion binding
Source: RefSeq, a predicted model, not a curated record
AUGGCCGAGGUUACGUCUCCUGUUGUAGACGAGAAACCAUGUUUCAAAGCGAAUCCACAAAUUUUCAAAUUAGGAUUAGCACGACAACAUAUUCUCGCUCAUGAUAUUGGACAAGGAUCCCAGUGUAGGAAUGAGCCAACGUGUCGAUGUGAAGGACUUGAUCUACACUUUUGGAGAAAAAUGUGUAAGAACUGUGGAUGUCGGAUGGAUGAACAUGAUGUGGUGCUACCGAAUGAAUAUGAUCAUGCCCAAAUUGUAAUCGGAAGAUUAUUUGGAGUCAAGGAACAUUUUGAGAAAGUGUUGACAAGACCAGGAAUGUAUAAACCAUCGGAUCAAAAUGAUACAAAAGAGAACAAUAUGAUGUCGAGUAGAUCACAACCAACUGCAGUCUAUAACUACAAAAUGUCGUCAAGUGAUUCAGAAUCUGAGAAGGAUGGACCAACUGUCAAAAAGGAUAAAGUUCAGUACGCAUGGGCCCCUCUCCCAGACAAAGAUCUAGUUUCCCGAUACAUGAAAUGCCUUCCAGAAGAAGAGAGACCACUAGUUGGAUCAAAAGGAGAGCAGAACAGAAAAUCUAGGUUGCAAUUCCAGUUGCCACUCUACGACUGCAACGUGGAGGAUGCUCGUUUUGUAGAAGAAAAAGACGUGAAAACUCUUCAAAAGUUCGUUGAAAACGUCCGAAACAAUGUGAUUGGAGUUGGAAGAGUUGUUGAAAUCGGAAAAGAUUCUGAUAAUUAUGAAGAUGAUUCGAACGACUUCGAAAAGUCAAUGAAUGCAGCUUUGAAAGGAUUGAAAGUCGGUGAAACAGAUUGCAAAGAUUGCAGUGAAAUUAUGAAAAACGGAGAGAUUGGAGUCGAAUGUCAUCAUCACACGAAAACGGAAACGUACCAUCCGAACUGUUUCCGUUGUGAGACAUGUCGACAGUUGCUGGUUGAUAAUAUUUAUUUCUUCUACAAGGAUAAAUACUAUUGUGGAAGACAUUAUGCAGAUCAGUUGUAUCCAAGAUGUGCUGGUUGUGAUGAGUUAAUUUUCGCCAACGAAUACACAUUCGCAGAGGAGAAAUCGUGGCAUUUCGAUCAUUUCGCAUGUUUCAAAUGUGACUUCAAGUUGGGCGGUUCUCGAUAUAUGACUCGAGAUGAGAAUCCAUUCUGUUUGGAAUGUUAUCUGAAAUUGUUUGCAAAGACAUGUGACACGUGCCAAUCUAAAAUAGGCCCAGAUGAGAAGCGUCUAAAUUAUAAUGAAAUUCAUUGGCACGCAGAAGAGAGAUGUUUCCAGUGUGUUCAAUGUCACAUGAAUCUAAUCGGAAAGAAGUUUAUCCUCAAAAAUCAUAAACUUCUAUGCUCCUCUCAGUGCAAAGCCAACUACAAUUCUGCUCAUCCGGAUGCUCAAUUAUAA